AUGACCUUUAGUUCGGCUGAUAGGAAGCGACCAUCGCGAAGCCCAGUAUUCUCCUUCAACCAGCCCACCAGUUUCCGGAAGACCGGCUGUUCCAUACGAAAGAGCUCCCGGAACCGUAUAUGCGAGCCAUCUAGCAAAUCGUUGGCGAUCCGCAUCGGCGCCUCUGGACCACCACGAUGGAUGGAGUGUCGGAUACCGUGCCGCCGUACUGCACCCAGGGUAGCGAUGGCGCCCAUUACCGCCGCAUUGCAAAACGCCCUUCGCCGCUGUAUGGCCGCCCGCGUUAUACCGACUACAUCCAUCGCCACGGUCGGAAAACACCAAAAACGAGCGGCACAUACAACCUCUCUUUUCCCUAUUUCGGCAUCUUACACGCAACGCGCCGCGCGACACGCCCGCGAUUACAGGGGUUCUGCCGCCUCUGACCGCCUCCACCGCAGCCGUAAUCCUGAGCUCGACAUCGUAAUCCCCAAAAUCGGGGAUUACGAAAAAGAGGGUUUGGAAGGCAUUUUCGUGCCCCUGACUUGGCGAUUAAGCCUUUUACAGGCAAAAUCCACUGCCCGGAAGGGAAAAGCGCCUCCAUUUAACCUGUGCGCGGCAUUUUUCGGUACUGGCAGGGGGGGGGGGCCGACACAGGAUUACCGUAAUCCUGUGCGUCUGGAUCAGGCCCUUAGAGUGCCGAGACACAGGGAGGCGACCCCGGCAACGGUGCUGGUCGCUUCAACCUCCCAGGAGGAAGCACGCAAGGCGUGCGACGAGGGAGUGAUCUGGAGGGCUCAACUACUGGACUGCGAGCCUUACUGGCCUGCCCUCAGAAGACAUCCGGCGUGGUCAGGAGAGUGCCCGGAGAAGUCGAAGGUCCUCGCGAAGGCCAAGGAGGCCUACCAAUUCCGACCACGGACAUACGAGACCGCAACCACGAUCUCUGCCAUCGCGACUCACACGAGCGCCCCCACGUUCAGCUUCGGCGCUGAAGAGAGGGAGGACGACAGCUACCAGGUGGUAGGCAGGAAGAGGCUGAGAGGAAGACCGACGAAUGUGGCUGCAGCCCAACGUCAGGCUCUCUUAGACCCCCAGCAGACCAGUAUCAACUUCGAGACGCCGAGGGUGCGAUUCGCAAGCCUGGUAGUCAGCGGUGUCGACACCACCGCCCUGCCGCCCCGAGCGCCCGAGCCGGCUACCGGACCAACGCCUACCGCCGCCGCCAACCCUGCGGUCACUGCCACUCCGAACCAACGCGACGCCGAGGGAGACACCACGAUGGACUCAAUUACCGUCGCAGGCGAUGAAAAUAAAAAUUUUACUCUGGAACACCGAAGGAAACAAGCAAACACUGGAAGCAGUGGGACUCCGAAGCCACGGAGAAUUGGUGCCGCGUGUGGUUCCCAGAGGCGGACCUCGGAAGGGAAAGCCGCGGAUUCGAGCUUUGGUCCGUAUACAACCCCCCCCGCCGGCGAGAACGUACCGAGAGCCCUCCAAGGGCGGCCAAGGCCAAGCCACCCGGCGGUUUUGGCAGGAGACUUCAACCUAAAGAACCCACUGUGGGACGGGUUCGGACGCUACGACAGGAAAUCUGAAGACCUAUUGCAGCUGGGUUCCCUGUGGGACCUCACCAUCAGGACUCCAAGGGGAGCGACAACGCGAGCUCCCCAGGGGCGACAGCGCGAGCUCCCCAGAGGCGACAGCGAGGCCGCCCGUCAACCAUCGACCACUUCUGGACUUCGGAAAACCUCCAAACAGUAUACUACGGGGAAGAGUGUCGUGGAAAGUCAGACCACUACCCACAAGUGCUCGAGGUCGGGGAAGGGCAUGGGCCGAGGCCAACCCAACCGGAUGGCUGGGCCUGGAAGAAGAUGGACAGGGAGAGGCCUGGUCGAGUGGCUCACCUGGGUCGCGAAGGAAAGCACUCCACGGAAGAAGGCGAGCUGCGGCUACAGCUCCCCCUGGUGGACUGUGGAGGUGCAGCAGGCCGCCCGGGAGGCCAGAAGGGCCGAGAGGCUGGCGAAGGAGACCCGGGCAGGGUACUGCUGGGAGGAGCUUAGCGAAAGACUCAGGGACCUUUCCAGAACAACGCGCGAAGCACGGACGAGGGCUUGGAGGAACAACCUGCAGGAAGCAAGCGAGGCAAAGAAGCCCGAUCAGAUAUGGAGCUUGGAAAGAUGGGCUAGGCUACGGAGCUUUUUGCCGCCGGAACCACCGAGACUACCGGCAUUUAAGGACUCGUCCGGGCAAGUAACGGCCGAAACGCACGACCAGAAAGCCAGCGCACUGGCCGAGGGGUUCUUCCCGGACCCACUGGCCAACCUAACGGACGUGGAAGACCAAGCCUUUCUAGGCGACUGGAACCGGGGAUUCGACGUCUCACAGGCAGUGACGCCGACCGAGAUCGCGAAAGCAAUAGGAGGAGCAAGCCCCUGGAAGGCGUCAGGAGAGGAUCUGCUCCCGAUGGGUCUUCUGAAGGCAUGUGGAAUGCCACUGGCUGAAGUGCUCGCCGUAUUGGCGACGAGGUGCCUGGAACUAGGAUGGUUUCCCGACCGGUUCAAAAAGGCAAAGACCAUAGUACUACCGAAGCCAGGGAAGGCGCCCCCAGUGUAUCAGACCCCGGGAGGGUACAGGCCCAUUGCGCUACUGCCAACCCUAGGGAAGGUAAUAGAGUCAGUGGUCGCCAGGAAGGUCACUCAAGCUGCAGAAGUCAACGGCCUCCUACCAGAUGAACAAAUGGGGAACUGGGCACACCGCUCUACAGAGCUGGCUGUCCGGCUAGUAGUAGCCCAGGUCCAGGAGGCGUGGAGACAGAAGGCAACUUUGCGAGAACUGGGCUUCCCGAGGUGGCUGGUCCUCUGGACGAGAGAUUGGUUGACCGGUCGAGAGGCCACCCUUCUUUUCGACGGCAAGAUGGCGGCGCCGACGGCAAUUCGGGCAGGGGUCCCCCAAGGCUCACACCUUUCUACUGUUCUCUUCAUCCUCUACAUUUCCUCAUUAUACAAGCAGCUAAAAGACGAGCACCCUCACUUGGCUAUAACAGGGUUUGCGGAUGACACCAACCUUCUAGUAUUUGGUCGAAACCCCGAAGCCAAUGGCCGGCAACUAGAGGCGGCGUGGGAAACGUGUAUACGAUGGGCGGACAGCCGGGGGAUGAAGUUCGCCCCGGAAAAGAGCGAACUCAUCCAUUUCAACAAAGGGCGACGGCAGUGGACCGAACAGGUAAACCUUGCCAACCCAGGGGGAGGCACUAGCCCCGUUAAACCAGAAGAGUCUGCCAGGUUCCUGGGGGUCUGGUUGGACUGGAAACUCAACUGGAAGGCUCACCUGGUGGCGGUGGAGAAGAAGCUGAGGACCCAGAGCUAUGCCCUGUCGAGAAUCGUGGCAAAGACGCGGGGAAUGGGGCUAGCCAAAGUGCGAGAAGUGUACACAAAGUGCAUCCGGUCGGCGCUGGCCUAUGGCGCAUCAUCGUUUUACAUCCCCACGGAUGUGGGAGGCGAGCCGGCAAAGAAAGGCAUCACUAAGACCCUCGGGAAGGCCCAGAACAAGAGCUUGCGGAUUGUGGCGGGAGCCUUUAAGUCUACCCCCAUCCGUAACCUCGAGACAGAGGCAUGGGUACCACCAUUGGACUUGUACCUAAACAAACGGCUUGCAGAUUUCGAAAACCGACUCCAACGACCCGACCUGGACGACGGUCAAGGCGGCAAGAAGACGGCGGCGAGCGUUGUCCUCACCGCCUGCCGCAAGAUACAGCAGAGACUUAGCUCGGAGAGGGGCAACAGGAGCCGACCGCGAACCUUGGGACCUCAAGGGCCUACGGCGGUGGAGAGAGCCGCGGGCACGGUCAUGCGCUGGACGGGGGGAAUCGUUGAUACGAACAGGGUAGUAGAAGAGGCUUGGAAAGCCAGGUGGUUAAAGGAACGGGACGGCAGGGCAAUCGGCAGGCCGGCGGACGACUUUGACCAUCAGGAGGAGACGUUAUUCCCGAACGAAACCCUAAGGAGGCACGACGGUCUCAGCAAGGCGAAGAGCUCACUGCUGAUUCAAAUCCGGACGGGAGCAAUAGGCUUACGGGACUUUUUGUUUACACGGGGAGUCCCGGAGGUUCUGACUCCUGCCUGCGAGUGUGGUGUUUGGCCCCACCGUUGA
Molecule: messenger RNA, 4131 nt
Organism: Chaetomium globosum CBS 148.51
Lineage: Eukaryota; Fungi; Ascomycota; Sordariomycetes; Sordariales; Chaetomiaceae
Exons: 6
Coding region: 1-4131 (1376 amino acids)
Source: RefSeq, a predicted model, not a curated record